AGAGGGCGGCGGGGGGGCUCCGACCGCGCUGCCCCCCCGGGCUGAGCGGCGGGGAGAGCCCGCGGCGGGGCGGGGGGCAGCGCGGCCGCACGGCGUGAAGCCCUCUCUCAUCCCUCUAUCUCUCUCUUAUCCCCCUCUCUCUCAUCCCUCUCUCUCUCUUAUCCCCCUCUCUCUCAUCUCUCUCUCCAUCCCUCUCUCCUCCCUCUCUCCAUCCCUCCCUCCAUCCCUCCAUCCCAGCCGGGGGAGCGGGGUGCGGAGCGGGUCUAGGCGGGGGCUGCCGGCCGGGGAUCAUGCCGGGGGAGCUGCGCCUCGGCACCGCUUUCUCCUCGCCCUCCAUGGAGCCCGGACUUUCUCUACAAUGACUUUCCCCGAGCUGAGCAAUGGCAGCUUGAGUGGGAACCGGACGGGACAGGGCAGCCAGAGCGGUGCCAACCGGUCCUGGGGGCUGCAGGGUGAGGAGGGCCCCGACGGCAACGGCACCACGCUGACUUUCGCCUUGGACGUGCAGGCGGUGGGCGUCGGGGUCUUCCUGGCCGUGUUCAUCCUCUCGGCCAUCGUGGGGAACAUUCUGGUCAUCCUGUCGGUGGCUUGCAACCGGCACCUGCAGACGGUCACCAACUACUUCAUCGUCAACCUGGCCAUCGCCGACCUGCUGCUCAGCACCACCGUGCUGCCCUUCUCGGCCACCCUGGAGGUGCUGGGCUUCUGGGUGUUCGGGCGCAUCUUCUGCAACAUCUGGGCGGCGGUGGACGUGCUGUGCUGCUCUGCCUCCAUCAUGAGCCUGUGCAUCAUCUCCGUGGACAGGUACAUCGGCGUCAAGUACUCCCUCAAGUACCCCACGAUCAUGACCGAGAGGAAGGCGGGGGUCAUCCUCGUGGUGGUCUGGCUCUCCUCCAUGGUCAUCUCCAUCGGGCCCCUGCUGGGGUGGAAGGAGCCGCCGCCGCAGGACGAGAGCAUCUGCAGCAUCACGGAGGAGCCAGGCUAUGCCCUGUUCUCCUCCCUCUUCUCCUUCUACUUGCCCCUCAUGGUCAUCCUGGUGAUGUACUUCAGGAUCUACGUGGUGGCCAGGCGGACCACCCGGAGCUUGGAGGCGGGGGUCAAGAAGGAGAGGAAUAAAUCCAUGGAGGUGGUUCUGCGCAUCCACUGCCGCAGCGUCCUGGAGGAGCCCCUCUCCAGCACCCGGAGCAAGGGGCACAACUUCAGGAGCUCCCUCUCCGUGCGGCUCCUCAAGUUCUCCCGCGAGAAAAAAGCAGCCAAGACUCUCGCCAUCGUCGUGGGUGUUUUCAUCCUCUGCUGGUUCCCUUUUUUCUUCAUCCUGCCUUUUGGCUCUUUCUUCCCGUCUCUGAAGCCCUCCGAAAUUGUCUUCAAGAUCAUCUUCUGGCUGGGGUACUUCAACAGCUGUGUGAACCCCAUCAUCUACCCCUGCUCCAGCAAGGAGUUCAAGCGCGCGUUCAUCCGGCUGCUCAAGUGCCAGUGCCACCGCAGGAGACGGCCCAUCUGGCGCGUCUACGACCACCACUGGAGAGGGGCCUCUGUCAACAGCUCGGUGCAGGACUCUGAGACAGACCUGAGGCCCAGGAUUAACACCCUGAACAGCUCCUUCAUAUUUAACUCCUCCUUCCAGGAGAGAGCCAGCAAGAGGCGAACGCUCAGCUUCAAGGGCUGGAAGAUGCUCACUCCUUUCCAGAAGCCGGCGUCCACCCAGCUGAAGGAGAAGAUGAACAGCCUUUCUAACAAAAUCCGGGGUGGCUCCAGCAAAGGGGGGGUGACAGCCACCUACAAAACAGAGGUGGAGUCUGUCUCUAUUGGGAUCCCUCACGAUUUCACGGAAACCAUCGACUAUCAAACCCAUGACUUAACAGACUGCUGUGGGCUGAGAGAAACAGAUAUUUGAACCCUCUGGGACAGCUGUCGAUGGUUUCUUUAGAGGUAUCCAGCAGAAAUGUGGAGGGAUACCACCUGUGGGUCUGUCAGGCAGACUGGAAGCAGCAAUCAGGUAUAAAACGCAGUUGCCCAAAGGUUAUCCAAAAAUCCCCCAUGUGGAGCUCAGCCCCUUCUGUGGGAUUAUGGGUUCCUCAAAUAAGAGCCAGUGGCAUGUCCCAUUUUAACGAGGGGAAGAUGUGGAGUGGAUAUGGCCUUAGGAGAAGAGCUGUCUCCCUCCAGGGGAUGGUUGUCUUUGACUUUGGAAGAAGCUGUGCAAUUAAGGGAAACCAGGAUGUCUCCUUUGCCUUAAAAACAUCGUUGUGAAAUCUAAUGGAAAGAUGAAACCCCAAAAGAUGCCAACCCUGCCUUAGCCCACGUGGUCACGUUUCCACCCAGAGGCAGCAUCCAGGAGGGACACUGCCGAGCAGCAGCUGGCAGCAGAUCCUUUGGAUGGUGGGUUGGGAGCUUGUAGGUCUGCAGGGCUGGACAGGACCUCCAGCCGAGCCCUUGGCUCUGGAGGAUGAGCAGACGGGGUAUUUCCAAGCAGAGCGGGGGGAUCCUGGCUCUCAGUCAUCACCUCUGCAGUGACCACAGCUUUGCCCCUUCCACAUAACCUGGUUUUAGGCCAGAGGAGGAGCCCAGAUGCGUACACAGGGUGUGCAGGUCUCUCUCCUCUAAUUCCAGCCUGUGAAGCAUUUCCCAUUUCACCUUCCAGUGAAACACUUGCAAUCCCCCUUGCUUUAGUGCUCAUCCGUCUGUGAUACAGAGUGAAACUGGCUCCUUUUGGUGUCAGUCAUCCCCAACCUCGUCUGUCCCCCUCUUGCUCUAGUUGUUUCUCUCAAAAAACACAGGAUAAAAAUGCACCCCGGGAGCUUCACUCAGGACGAGAGGAAAUGGCCUCAGGUUGCGCCAGGGGAGGUCUAGG
Messenger RNA from Empidonax traillii (willow flycatcher), 2848 nucleotides. RefSeq names its product adrenoceptor alpha 1D (gene ADRA1D). The record is from RefSeq and is a predicted model, not a curated record. Gene Ontology annotation, molecular function: alpha1-adrenergic receptor activity. Bases 359 to 1894 code for a protein of 511 amino acids. Gene Ontology annotation, cellular component: membrane. Lineage: Eukaryota; Metazoa; Chordata; Aves; Passeriformes; Tyrannidae. Gene Ontology annotation, biological process: positive regulation of cytosolic calcium ion concentration; phospholipase C-activating G protein-coupled receptor signaling pathway; adenylate cyclase-activating adrenergic receptor signaling pathway. The transcript is spliced from 2 exons.